UAAGUUUUCAGCGGGCGCUCACAUUAAUUGCAGUAAUAUUAUAAGUGAUGUUCAAGUGGGAUUAAUUUAAAUCAUUGAAGUGUGACAAUAAUUGCUGUGAAUUAAAGUGUUUGUGAACGAUAAUUGCUUGUGGAUGGGAUAACUUAAUGUCGUAAUUUAGUUGCAAGUGAAAAGAGCACUGGAAUGACGGAAAUAAAAGGCGACAUCCCGGAGAUAAUUCGACUUCAGCUGAGAAAACCGACGAGCUGGGGAUGGGAACUGUCGACGUUCAAACCGUCUCGUAGCGUCACUCUACCUACGAUUCAGCUUUACAAUUACAAGGGCCAGCUGUUGGUGGAAGCCAAAGAUAAUGGCGAGACGGAGAGAAGUUGGCGAAGUUCAACAAUGCCGAAUAAAGGAUCGGCCGCAAACGCCGAGAAGGAAUCAGGAGCUCUGGGAACAAGACACUUAAAGAGAUCCAGGAGCGACACGCUGGGCCACAACUCUAGUGCCGACAUUUCCAGAAAUAAGUUUGAGUCAAUAAAUCGAAAAGACAGGAACAGGCAACCGAAUAAUAAGAUUAAAAGCUUCGACGCGAGUUUGGACAAUUCAGCGACAAAGGCAACCGCAGAUAUCGCCAAGGAAAAUAGAGGCUCUGAAAGCAAAGCUACAAAAGUAAUUACGGAGAUUGAGCGCGGAACGGAAAACUCCCACAGUAGUUUGAAGAAGUCUAAGAGCGAUGCAUCCGAGCAAAAAGGAAAUCUUCUUCGGAAACCAAGCAUUUACAAAAGAAAUUCCUUUCAAACUUUCCAAGAAUUCUUGCAAAACUCAGAGGCGCGUCAUCAGCAACGGUCAAAAAGCGACGAAUUUCUUAGAAGAAAACUGAGGUCCAGCGAGGAAAGCGUAAAACGUGCCGAACUAGAUGGCUAUAUAAACUUCAUUAAACCCAACAUUCCACAUCACAAAUCCCAAGAUAAACCGAACAGAAACAAAAAACUGCUCACCACUGCGGAGACUGUUUUAGUAGACAAUAAUCCCUCCAGUAUAACGGUAAACGAUUAUAAACCCAAAAAGUACCGAACAAGAACAAGCAGCGCCGGAACAUUAAUAAUCAGCGAGGAAAGUUUUAACGACGCACAUCAUCGACGUCGGCGUCGCAAUGUUGCCGAUGCCGAUCAGGCCCUAAUGGAAAGAAAAAGCGUUGACGUUCAGAGCAGCGCAAGAAAAUCUGGUGCCGGCGUAGAUACGGAGGGUCUUAGGGAUGGGGUUCAAUUAAUAAACGGUUCUGCCAGUUCGAUCUCUGGAAAAUAUGCAUUUAAUCCACGUCCAACCGUUAGAGAAACUCCUACAGUAGGAAAUCUUAGCCCUGGAACUCAAGCAACUACUGCCGUUCUUGACCGGCGGCGACAUGAUUUUAAUAAUAGUGUCCAGAAAUAUAACGCUUUACAAGGAAUUUCUAAUGGCAAUAGUGCACGUAACACGCAAUAUGUCCGACAUGACAGUGAUCCAAUUAAUUCUAUCUCCAGAAGACAUGCAUUUAAUAGAAAUGUUGAUAUUGCCCACAGCCUCAGCUCUGGAACUAUAACAAAUAGUGACAACUGUUACUCUAAUUCAAAUAUAAAUGGGAAAACUAUUAACAGAACUUCCUCCAAAGGAAAAACUGAUCUUACAAAUAGUUUUUUGAAAAAUCCUGACACUAGUAGAAAGACCUUAGGAUUUACGAAAUAUGUACGACCAAUCAGUGAUCCUACAAGUUGGAUAUCAGGGAAAUAUGCAUUUAAUCCACGGCAGCAGAUUUCAGAAAUUAAUAACCGGCAGAAGCUUAGAAAUGGUUUAGAUAACUCAACACCUGCUGGUGUAAAUGCUACCGAUACCGUAAAGCAUGUCAGGCAGAUAAGCGACCCCACGAGUUCAAUAUCACGAAGAUAUUUAUCUAAUGGAAAUUGGAGUGUUACGAAAACCAGCAACGGAGUCACGCUAAGUAAUGGUUUUAACAACUCAACAAAUGUUGAUGUGCGUACUACAAGUUACCUAAGAUAUAUUAGCAACCCUAGAAGCUUGACACCACGAAGUUAUGUACCUAAUCGACAUUCAGUUAUUCCAGAAGUCGGCAAUAGAAAUUCUCUAAGGUGA
This is a messenger RNA of Anoplophora glabripennis (Asian longhorned beetle), 2112 nucleotides long. RefSeq lists its product as uncharacterized. The record is from RefSeq and is a predicted model, not a curated record. The transcript has 8 exons. The coding region runs from base 184 to 2112 and encodes 642 amino acids. Lineage: Eukaryota; Metazoa; Arthropoda; Insecta; Coleoptera; Cerambycidae.